AUGAGCAUUCCUAAUAGCGUCCAGCAACUAUUCUCUGGUGGGAACACCCAGAGCCAAGAGAAACAAACAUACAAAGAAUGGCUCCAAGAAGCAUACAACAAUGGAUACGAGAGAUGGAUGCCCUGGAUCGAAGACCAGUAUCUGAAGUGGUUUGGAAAGGGUGAUAACAAAGUGUCCUAUGCGACUAAAGACUCACUCUCCAAGACAAAGGUCACUGGUGUUAACCAAGUCGAUCAACUCCAAGACGACACGAACAAUCUCCUCGGGAAUCAACUUGGCGAUAAAGGACUACUCAAGCCUGUUGGUCAAUUUGUCUCCAAGGAAGGAGUUAAUCGCGCUGAGAGGAAUGGCAAAGAUGAGAAUGGGUCUUAUGGAAAUUUUGGCACCUUGACGGAUGCUGGUUCUAAGGGUAUUAAUACCCUUGGUUCAGGUGUGGCUCAAGGUGCUGAGUCUGCUAAGAAGGUCACUAGUAGUGGGUUGGCGGGUAUUCAAGGUCUUGUGUCUGAUAAGCAGGAGGAAUAA
Messenger RNA from Penicillium malachiteum, 522 nucleotides. RefSeq lists its product as uncharacterized. The transcript has 2 exons. Lineage: Eukaryota; Fungi; Ascomycota; Eurotiomycetes; Eurotiales; Aspergillaceae. The record is from RefSeq and is a predicted model, not a curated record. Bases 1 to 522 code for a protein of 173 amino acids.